GUUUCCCAGAGUGCUCUGGGACGGCGACCGGAAGUGGGGGUGUCUCUGUGGCCCGGCAGAGUGUUUGUGUGGGACUACGUUUCCCAGAGUGCCCUGCAGGAGCAGCCGGGGUGGGAGGAGCCUCGCGCGGCCGGACCGGGACGCCAGCCAGGCGCCCUCACCCAGGCACCGCCGGCGGUCUGCUUCCGUCCCGGCUGACCAGCAGCAGCAGCAGCGCCCCCGGUUCCCGCACACCCGCUCCCCGCCCGGCCGGCCACCAUGAUGCACAUCUGCGACAGCUCCUCCAACCAGAAGCGCUCGCUCCUGCACGCCAUGCAGCGCUUCAUCGGCGCCGUGAACACCAUGGACCAGACCGUGCUGGUGCCCAGCCUGCUGCGCGACGUGCCGGUGUCCGAGUCCGACGACAACGACGACACCGAGGUCGGCGUGGACGUGGAGGUCGGAGGAGGCGGCGGCCGCAGCGCCCACGCCCACGGGAGCUUUUUCGCGCCGCCGCCCCCCUCCCCGCGGGACAUGUACAGCCACUACGUGCUGCUCAAGUCCAUCCGCGACGACAUCGAGUGGGGCGUCCUGCAGCAGCAGCCGUCGUCCCCGCCGGCGGAGAGCGCGUGGGAGUGCACGGACGCGGACACGCGUGGGGGUCUGAGUCGCCCCCUGGAGAGCCCGGAUGCUGCCGGCGAGGAGGAAGACCUGGACCUGGAGCGGCAGUUCCGCUUCCACCUGCGCGGGCUGCACGCCGUGCUGUCGAAGCUGACGCGCAAGGCCGACGUGCUCACCAGCAGAUACAAGCGGGAGGUCGGCUUCGGGGAUUGGGGACAGUGAGGCGGGGGCUCUGCCGCGGGGUCUCGCUCUUCCCUGCCCCCCCCGGCGGACUUCCGGGCCGCCUGGGGCCAGUGAGGCUGGGGGGGUUCUCUCUUCCCUGCCCCCCCCGGCGGACUUCCGGUCCCUGCCGCCCCAGCACCGUUCCGGGCCGCCGCUCUCUCUCCUGCCCGCCCCGUCUCUCCCCCCCCUCCCCCGGGGCCAGUGAGGCGGGGGUCUCGCUCUUCCCUGCCCCCCCGGCGGACUUCCGGUCCCUGCCGCCCCAGCACCGUUCCGGGCCGCCGCUCUCUCUCCUGCCCGCCCCGUCUCUCUUCCCCCUCCCCCUGAGCUGUUUUCUUCCUGGUUGUGGGGCGCGGAGGGCACCCGACGUGCUCAGCAGCAGAUCGUGCUCAGCGGGAGGUCGGGUUCGGGGAUUGGGGACAGUGAGGCGGGGGUGGGGGGGCUCGUCUUUUCUGCCCCCCCGGCGGACUUCCGGGCCGCCCCGUCUCUCUUUCUCCUCCCCCCCCCCCCAAGCUGUUUUCUUCUUCCUGUCCCGGGAGCAGAGGGAAGGAAGGGGUCGCCAGAGACGGGGGUUCGAGGACCCCCGGAGGAGGCCCGCUGGGUGUGGGUGGGUGGGGACGGGACGGGGCCGAGGUCCUGCAUUCAGCCUGUGCCUUUCUCGGGGUUUCUGUUCUGCGCUCACUUCCGGAAGGGAAGGGUCCUGCCGGGGCACAGCGCCGGGAGGGCGCACCCUCCCGGGCGGUUUCCGGCCGGGUGCGGGUGCAGGGGGGAGGCCCCCGGCGUUGCUACGGUUGCGUCCGUUUUCCUGUUUGCACUGUUUACUUUCGUAACAGGGGCCCUGUCUCGAGUGUUUCCGAGUCUCUCGGCUUCCGGAAACGUAGUCGGUUCCCUUGUGACGAGCGCACACACACAGCACUGUCGGUAACCGGUACUACUUUACUAAUGAUUUGUUGUUACACGGGACGGUAGUCCUGGGGCACCCCGUCCCGCGGAAAUGAUAUUUUGUUGAGAAAGUGGGUUUAUCUCGGAGUGGAACCAGCUGACGUUCUGUCCGUGUCGUACGUAGAGUGAUGAAGGGUUCCGCUGCGUCGUUCUGUCUCUGUUUAUUUAAAACUUUUUUUUUUUUUUUAAAUCCAAAUGUCGACUACGUUCUAAAAAAAAAAAAACAGCAGAUGCGUUAACCAAAUCGGA
Molecule: messenger RNA, 2010 nt
Organism: Alexandromys fortis (reed vole)
Lineage: Eukaryota; Metazoa; Chordata; Mammalia; Rodentia; Cricetidae
Gene: Mid1ip1
Product: MID1 interacting protein 1
Exons: 1
Coding region: 259-822 (187 amino acids)
Biological process (GO): regulation of lipid biosynthetic process
Cellular component (GO): cytosol
Source: RefSeq, a predicted model, not a curated record